GGCAUCACCAAGCUGUCCCAGACAGCAUACAUUGAGAGUAUGCUGAAGCGGUUUGAUGUAACCACGACCGCUUUCACCCCUGCUGCCACCGAUGCCGACCUUGGGUCGAAGGGACAUGACGAGCCCGCGGUGGAUAAGCCUGUGAGGGAGGCGAUCGGAUGCCUGAUGUGGACGAAGCUGACGAGGCCAGACAUCGCCCUGCCUCUGAACAAGCUCCAGAAGAUCGCCCACUCACCCACCGGGAGGAUAUGGAACGCGCUUGUGCGGAUCAUGUCCUACCUGAACUUCACGAAGGACUUCGGCAUCAUCUACGUACGGGGGUCAGGACUAGACCAAAGCGUGUUUGUCGAUGCCAGCUACGCUGACAGCGAAGUAGACGGGCGUUUUACGACCGUGCUAGCUGAGGCGUUGUUUGUGCGUGGCGUUCUGUCGUUCAUAGCGCCCGAGACGAGUGGGGCGAAGAUCAAGGUCCUUGAGGACAACAAGGGGGCUCUCGCCUAAAUCGAGAACCCGUUCAGCUC
Messenger RNA from Ectocarpus sp. CCAP 1310/34, 521 nucleotides. The record is from the annotation of a GenBank genome assembly. NCBI's taxonomy places the organism in Eukaryota, Phaeophyceae, Ectocarpales, Ectocarpaceae.